Drosophila innubila is the source of this 7073-nucleotide messenger RNA. It is a transcript of the gene Cad86C, whose product is annotated as cadherin-86C. The transcript has 11 exons. Gene Ontology annotation, cellular component: plasma membrane; catenin complex. Gene Ontology annotation, biological process: homophilic cell-cell adhesion. NCBI's taxonomy places the organism in Eukaryota, Metazoa, Arthropoda, Insecta, Diptera, Drosophilidae. The coding region runs from base 1 to 5859 and encodes 1952 amino acids. The record is from RefSeq and is a predicted model, not a curated record. Gene Ontology annotation, molecular function: cadherin binding; calcium ion binding.
AUGGCUUCCAGCAGUAGCAACAAUUUCCGCAGCAAAAGUCACAGCCUAACACAUGUGCCGCAAUGCCGCCUGAGAACGACGACCACGACUUCAGAUGGAGGUUGUGAGCGAAGCCAGAAGGAAUGCUACUAUUAUCAACCACCUACCUCCCAACUUCAACUCCAAGUUCAGCAACAGCAACAGCAACUGCAACUGCAACAACAACAGCAGGAACAGCAACAACAGAACCAACUUCAGCAACAGCGGCAUCAUCAGUGCUGGCCAAGUUGGCAGUUUGGCCAAUGGCUGAGCGCAAUGACCGCCUAUCGAUUGCUGACAAUCAGCCUCCUAAUUGGAAUUCUGUGUCUACAUCACGUUCACGGUGUGGAUCCCAAAUUCGAUCCAUCCACGCGCAUGCGACUCGUACUUGUGCCGGCCGACGCACAGGUCGGCUCUGUAAUCUAUAGAUUGCGUGCAACUGACGAGGAGUUCGACUAUCCACUGACCUUUGAGUUUAUGGGCGAUGCAUCGUCGUCCACCGUCAAGGUGGAAUCGCUUCCAUGCACCAAGUACAAUUCGGUCUGUCAGGCAAAUGUUAUACUCCAACGUCGCCUCGAGCCUGGCCGCUACUAUGACUUCCAGGUCUCAGUGAAGGACACAAAUGGUGGCAUAGCCAUGCAAUUGUGUUCAAUUACGGCAACCAAUUUCAGCACACCCCAUGACCUCAUAUUUCCACACAAACCCGGCAUCAUUAUGAUACCCGAGGAUGCCAAGCGAGGCACAGAACUCGAUUAUGUGAUUGCCCGAAAGAAUCCGCUUUAUCAAAAACCAGUCUACCUCGAGCUAUGGGGUUCUCCGUUAUUUGCCAUAAGACAAAAGAUAAUAUCAACUGAGACAACGGAAGGUACAGUUUUCCUGCUGGGUCCUUUGGAUUUUGAAAAACAAGCCAUGUACCACUUGACAAUUCUGGCUAAUGAUGCAUAUGCCGAACCUGGACAGGAUGGUCGCAAUAUUGCUGGCAUGGAAAUUGUUGUCAUUGUUCAAGAUGUACAAGAUCAACCUCCGGUUUUUACACUCGCACCACCUGUUACAAAACUGCCACCUGGUAUACUUCCAGGCGAUAAGAUAUUGCAAGUUCAUGCGGAGGAUGGCGAUAAGGGAAAUCCCCGGGAAGUGCGUUAUGGCUUAGUGUCGGAAAACAAUCCUUUCACAUCUUUUUUUGAUAUCAAUGAUACAAGCGGUGAAAUUUUCUUAAUGCGACCUCUGGAAGAUAUUGCGGCCAUAACGCAUGUGGGCGAUCCCGUCUUGCUCACGGUAAUUGCGGAAGAAGUUAAGGUUGGUCGUGACGAACCUCCAGCCAUGGCAUCCACAGUGCAAUUGGCGUUCUUUCUGCCGGAACGUACAAAUUCGCCGCCUUACUUCGAGAACGAUCACUACGUCUCGAGGGUGGACGAGAAUGCCCCUCAGGGUACAGCUCUGACGUUCGUCGAUCCAUAUGUGCCGCGUGUAUAUGACGAUGAUACUGGCAAGAAUGGCGUCUUCUCGCUGACAUUGCUUAACAAUAAUGGAACAUUUGAGAUUACACCCAAUGUGGCUGAGCGCAGUGCAUCGUUUCUCAUUCGAGUGCGGGACAACUCUUGGCUGGAUUACGAGCAACGGCAUUCAGUACAGUUCAAUGUACUUGCCCAGGAGCUGGGACCUGCCACAAAUCUAUCGGCGAUCGUUAAUGUUACCGUCUACAUCAAUGAUGUUAACGACAACACUCCGGUAUUUGAUCAGCCAGCCUAUACGGUUGAGUUGCCGGAGAACAUGACGGUGGGCACAAAGGUUGUUCAAGUACAUGCAAAUGAUUUGGACUCGGGUUUGGGUGGCAAAGUUCGUUACACUGCCAUAUUGGGAUACCUGAACACCUCACUUAAUUUAAAUGCCGAAGACGGUAUGAUCACGGUGUCGACCAACAGCCAUGGCUUCGAUCGCGAAGUUAUGCCUGAAUACCAUUUGUAUGUGGAGGCCAGAGACAUGGAUGGUAAUGGGAAUCGAGCACAGGUGCCGCUCAUUAUCAAGCUAAUCGAUGUUAACGACGAGGUGCCCAUCUUCGAUAAGGAUCUCUACGAGUUUAUACUGGCAACCGAUCUGCAGAGCUUCACAACCAACGCCUUUAUACAUGCCACCGACAAGGAUGCCACAGCACCGAACAACGUUGUUCGAUACGAGCUAAUCAAUGGCAACUAUGACAAUAAUUUCGUCUUGGACAAAGUGACUGGAGAGUUGACAGUUCGCGAGAAGAUCAAACUGCGUUCCAAGAAGCAGAUCAGCGAACGAAGGCGACGAUCUGCAGUUUCCGAUGAUGAUGGAGAUCUUUUUAUACUGACAGCUAGGGCCUACGAUCUGGGAGUUCCUGUUCGUUUUUCGACCACAAUUAUACGCAUUUAUCCGCCGGAAAGUAGAAAGCGCACUGUGACUUUUGUUGUACCUGGACUCAAUCCAGACAAGCGCAAGACAGAGGAAACCCUAUCUGCCAUAACGGGAGGCAAGGUUUUCAUACAUGAGAUACGUCCGUUGAAACCGGAAGAACCUGGAGCUAAAGACAUACCCAAUGGUAAUCCAAACAUCAAAGAAAGGAGUGUCGUCACCGCAACUGUUCUCUACGACAGCUCAUCUGUGGUGGACAUCUCGCAGAUCCAACAACGACUCUCACAGCACAACAACUCAUACGCGAUCAUGCCACAGGAUACGGCAGAAACAGACAAUCUCACUCCCUUGCAGACGCAGUACAAGGCCGAGAAUAAAGUCCUUUUUUGGCUGCUCAUUCUUUUGGCCACAUUGGUUGCCCUGACAAUCCUGAUCCUGCUGCUUUGUUGCAUUUGCUCGUGGUGUCCUCUCUAUGGUGCAACAACCAAAAGAAUAGUUAAUAUCAGUAAAACUGAAGACGAUGUACAUCUAGUGCAUAGGGAAAUGGCAAAUGGAAAACAAACAAAAUCUGUUCAGGUCGCAGAGUGGAUGGGAAGAAGAGAGGCGUGGUCAGCGGAGAAACCAUCAGAUACACGAACGAAGCCAACACGCUGGGAGUUCCGGGAUGGUCGUGAACAGUCUGACGAAAACGUAGAAAUGCAACACGCUGGAAUUGAUAACGAUCAUGAUAACAACGCUAUGCAUCGUACCCAAUCAGCUGAAUAUCAACAAAGACGCGUUCGCAUUAAAAAUAACCGCACAGCCAAAGAAGAGCCUCAUCUUAGUUUCCAUAACUCUAGAACUAAUUUAAUUAACGAUCGUGACGUUUACAUUGAAGACGUAUUGGAUGAUCAGCACCUGGAUGAGAUCAAAGAGAACUUUACUCGCGGCAAAGGCAACAGAAAUUUGGAGCAUUCUCGACUGAAAAACUAUGACACGGAAACUCGACAUAUUGACGAUGAUUCAAUGCGAAGGCAUGAAAUAGAGAGGGGAAGCGAUAUCGAUUUACAUACUGCACAAAACAGUCUCAAGAAUAAGCGGGAACUCUUCAUUAAAGACGGAAAUGUCGAGAUACUACAGUUAAUGACCAGGGAUAAAACUCGAGACGGUCCUGGAAUGGAUGAGGAUAAUAUAUAUGUGAAUGUUCCAAUGAAAUCAACAGAUCUCACACAUCCACAACUAUUAAUGGUCGACAAUACGGGCAAGGAGAUACUAAUGCGAAGAUUCAUUGAAGAGCAACCGGAUGGAAAGCAGAUAAUACGAGAGCAUUAUCAUAUUGUACCAGGCGCAACUUAUAUUCAAUCGAUGCCAAAUGAAGUCCAACAGGGGUCAACACUCAAGGGUGAUACGUUUCCCUUUGGUAAAUCGGGACCAAAUAGUAUUGUCUAUUCACAAACAGAACCGGAGGUGAAAGUCAUACAUACCCAGUCAGUUCAGGGGGCAGAAGGGGCAUCUCAAAUCCAGCCUGCGAUAUCGAAUCAGUCACUUACCCAGGAGCUAGAGAAUUCGUUGAAGCAACAAAACGCUCUGUUGCGACAGAUCCUGAUGGAGAAGGAGAUGCUGGAGACGAGGUAUACUCAGCAUGAGCUAGUUUUAGAAACACAAAGUCUUCCAGGUCAAUCGAUGGCCAUCGGGACACAAACGGACUGCGAUGCAGGCACACAAACUGAACCAGCUGAGAGCUAUACCGAAAGGACCACGGUCAGUUCACAGGCCCAAGUGGGAACGUCUCGUCGACGAGCCCGUAGUGAGAAUGAUGACUCAAUGUCCGAGGAUGAGUACAGAUAUGUGCGCUUUAGUCCACCAAACAGUCCCGAAGGAGUCUAUUGGAUCAAGCGUCGUCGUCCCAAAAAGCGAUCUAGGCUACGGGGCAACUCACAGCCGGGAAAAAGAAUCGUCAUGGUCGAAGAUGUUAAGCGAAAGAUACGAACACCCAUUAAGGAGGAGGAAGAGGUAUACGAGAGAAAGAGAAUUCCACCCAAAAAGCCGUUAAGGGAAACUAAAACAAGUAUCCUACGCAAGCAACUGAGCGAUGAGAGUCGGAAGAACGAAGGAUCCUCACACAUUGAAUCCAAUGGAAGUCACAGGCACAAAUCGGAAGCUUUAAGUCGUGAGGUAUUAAUGGAAAUAUCGGAUUCUCUAGAUGAUGCCGGAAGUCCCAGAAGACAUAGAUCGCGCAGUAUACCCGUUCAACAGUACUAUAAUAAUUCUGAUGGGGAAGUCGAUGAAAACGAAACUGAAUACUCCAUUGACUCGGAUGACGAUGAGAUUGUUAUUAGAACAAAUGGAAACUCAACUGUUUAUGCCCAUGAAAGAUCAGAGGUUUACGCUAAAAAGUCAAGAGAUUCCGGGCACUCUGAAAUGCAUCAGAAGCACAGUGUAUCCAACCAAAAUAAAGGCAUCAGCAGAAGAUCACCAUCGGAGUCACGCAGGGAAAUCGAACCGGAGAUUAAGCCGAGACUAUCACGUCGAGACAGUUCAAGGCGUAGCCAUAAUUCCCGAAAACAAACAUCCUCAGAGCCACCGCAAAGCCGAUUGUCAGUAUCGAAAUAUGAAAACACCAUGGAGGAUAAUGACAGGAAUGGUGGGGUCAGUAAUCAUCCAGCUGAGUUUUCUGGCUCGAAGCGUUCUUCCAACGAGCGUUACUAUCAAAGCGAAACGGAGCUGGCUGGACACGAAGAACCGACCUCACGAAAUGUGCCCAAAUAUAUGGAAUGGUAUUAUGGUAAAAAGAAACCUUCCUUAAGCGGACGAACCUCGACAGAGUCAUCCAAGUCGCAGUUAUCGACCAAGAAGAAAGCCAAUGCAUCUGAGAAACGUGUGUCGAAGCCACGAGUGAGUGUAAGGUCCGAGGAGCCGACGCCAUAUGACGAGGGGGGCAAGUUCAAACCGGAACCAGCUCCGCGUAGAUCUCCGCCGAAGGGCAGCCGAAUGCUCAAAGAGGAUCGGGCCUUAAAUAAGCAACAUAAGCCUAAAAUAGAGACUGACACCAAUCAUCCGCUCGUGCAACACUCUGAGCAUCGAUUCGAACGCGAGAAUGCACCAGAUGUACCAGCACCACCCACCAAGUUGCCACAUUACAUGUAUCCGGAAACACCAACCUAUGCGGAUAAAGAUCAUUUUUCCCAGAGGCAGAAGUCUAAGCCGUCGCCCAUCAAGGAAAACGAAGUGAAAAUAACAAAAUCAAAAAUCAAUCUUAAUAUUGAUGAUCAUAGUGGAUCACAUGCCACAUCUCAUGCCCAAAAGCAGCUGAACGCAUCCACCCUGGAGGAUGAUCAUGACUCGGGGAUUGCAAUGAAUUCAUUAAUGAAUAGCAUGGGUCGUCGAAAUCCAAUUGCCGAAAAGAAAAGCGUUUUCUCGAUUGCCUACGACGAUGUCAGCCGUGUUAAGAAGAUCACUUCAGGUGGAGAGUCUCCCCAGUAUUCAUAAUGCUAUUUACGAUUAUCGAGCAUUUUGAAUUAACCAAUAUAUGUGAUAGCCUCUAAGGCUCGUUAAUCUUCAAGCAAACGAAUCGUCAUACGAUUUCAUUUGCCAACUAAAUAAACAAAUAGUUUUUGUGUCACAUACGCUUUAGCUAAAAUUUGACAUAAUCUUGUUGAGAUCGCUGCAAUUAGUUUUCAUGCACCGAAUACAUUUCGAGAUGUCUUCACAAAUGUCAAAUAGUUUUCAUCAGUUAUGGAAUAUCUUUAUCAAGCAUACACGAUUAAUGCUGAAGUUAAUUUUAAUCAUAUUGGUGUAUGCUGAGUAUUAUUUUUUCAUUGUAAAUAUUUCAUCUGUAAAUUUUAUAUUCAACAUUCUCUAUUUAUUCAAUUUUCUUAACCUAAAUUAUAUUCAAGUUCUUUUUUACCAACCGACCAAAAAUGACAACUAUUUUCUUUGAUUCUGAGGUCUAUUUCCACUUGAUUCCUAUGUAUUAUUAGUUAUGGCCUAAGUCCAGUAUAUAACCUAGCCAAAAUCCUUUAUUAGUUUUAUUUUAUUAAGUAACAAGAAUAUAUAUGAAGAUCAAAUAAUAUAUAAUUUGUACAUACAUAUGCAAGAGAACUGGUGCAAUCAACAUACUUAAGUAUUCGAAAGAUAUGUAAGAAUGUAAUUGUCAAGUGUGCUCGAAAACUUUACAAAAUCUUUAAAAGAAAAGUGCCUUAGGAUACACUUAGUCGAGCACUCUUUAGUGGCGCGUUCUUCCUAGCUUUACUCAGAUUUUUUUGACCGUUUGCAAUUUAUACUGAUAAGUCACCAGUUACCUUAAAGACAAGUCAUUCAUAUGUGCUAUUCCUAUUACAAUUCUUAUGUUUGUUGUUUAUAAGUCUUUAAUCCUCUUCUCGUCUCUCAAAUACAAAUAUAUAAAUGUUUAAAUUAUAACUGCCAUAUUGACGUAAAAUCAUCUACACAAUAUAAACAAUCAGUUGAUGUACUUGUAUAUAAAAUUAGAUCUUAAGAAAUAGUUAUUGGAACAAUAUUCUUGCCCUAAUGCUAAUGUAUAUAUAUAUAUGUAUUAAUACUUAAGCAAUAUAUUAUAACUGAAGCACCUGAUUUAUGAAAGAAAAUUAUAUGUGUCGGGUGAUGAAGUUAAAUAUAUAUGUAAAUUUAAGUAACUAUAAUAAGCAAUAUGUAAGAGUUAAAUCAAAUAUCUUGUGUAACGUUUU